ACAAAAAUAUUCGCAUUGCCAGGUAUCUCAAAAGAAGACGGCUGCAUCAAAAAUCUUGUGAGUGCCGCCAACAAUCAGAUUCUUCUCUGUUCUCUUCCGGCUGCACUACAAACAGCUAAAAAGCCCAAAGAAAAAUCAUUUAAUUCAAGUUCGCAUACCACUCGCUCUUUGUCUCGCUCCUCCACACCUGGGGAGCUGAAACCGAUCAAGGUCAAGCGGCGUUCUACUCCUGGAACUAAUAUUGAUCUUGACUCUAGGCAAAAUGAAGAGACCGGUACAUGUGUAACAUUUGCUGAGGCUGCAGUAGAUAAUAAUAAUACUUCCGCUGGUGCUGCGGUUAUAGACACAAAUAAUAUUAUCGAAGAAGGUCCAGAAGUCAAUAUUCUUGGAAAACUGGGCGACUGUGUUGACAAUUUAACCGACAAAGUGAGUAUGAUUCUGUUUUUACUCAUUACUUUAGCCUAUAUUUUGGCUUAG
Protopolystoma xenopodis is the source of this 477-nucleotide messenger RNA. The record is from the annotation of a GenBank genome assembly. Lineage: Eukaryota; Metazoa; Platyhelminthes; Monogenea; Polystomatidea; Polystomatidae.